Molecule: messenger RNA, 1307 nt
Organism: Hemicordylus capensis (graceful crag lizard)
Lineage: Eukaryota; Metazoa; Chordata; Lepidosauria; Squamata; Cordylidae
Gene: DUSP14
Product: dual specificity phosphatase 14
Exons: 2
Coding region: 230-820 (196 amino acids)
Biological process (GO): protein dephosphorylation
Cellular component (GO): cytoplasm
Molecular function (GO): MAP kinase tyrosine/serine/threonine phosphatase activity
Source: RefSeq, a predicted model, not a curated record
GCCGGGCUCAUAAGCGGCGGCGGGGCGCGCUGCUUCUCACUCAGCUGCGGCGCUUCUGUGGCCACCGAGGACGACACACGCGCCGCGCCGCCUCCUCCUCCUCCUCCUCGCCGUCCCCAAGGCAGCAGCAGCAGCAGCAGGCGAAACCGAGCUCCGCGGAAGAUCAAGCAUUGCGUUCAGUCUGGGCUUUGACACCCAGCAUGGCUGCUUAAGCGAGCCCGGAGCGCCCAUGACCUCCCGGAGACUCUCUUCCUUGACUUGGACGACUUCUCGCUUGUUCUCCGAAGGGGCGAUGGGGGGCAUUGCCCAGAUCACCCCCUUCCUCUACAUCAGCAAGGGCAGCGUGGCCGCCAACCGCCAGCUGCUCCUGGCCCGCGGCAUCACCUGCAUCGUCAACGCCACCGUCGAGCUCCCCGACUACAACUUCCCCGAGUUCGAGUACGUCCGGGUGCCGGUGGCCGACAUGCCCAGCGCCCCCAUCUCGCUGUACUUUGACAGCGUGGCCCGGAAGAUCCAGAGCGUGGCCCAGAAGCGCGGCGUCACCCUGGUCCACUGCGCGGCCGGCGUGAGCCGGUCGGCCACCCUCUGCAUCGCCUACCUCAUGAGAUACCAGAACGUCUCCCUGUGCGAGGCGUACCGGUGGGUGAAGUCGAGACGCCCCGUGAUCCACCCCAACGUCGGAUUCUGGCGGCAGCUCAUGGCCUACGAGCGGGAACUCUACGGGAGGAACACCGUCAAAAUGGUGCAGACGCCUUAUGGGGUGAUGCCGGAUGUUUACGUGAGGGAAAGAAGGACCGGCGUGCCUUACUGGGGGAUCUGAAGAGACCGGACAGGAACAGGAGAGACGCCAUCUUUGAGACAACAGAGAGGGCGCCUUUCUCUUCUCGUGGCGGACUUGGGUUCCAGCAGAACCUCCGGUGCAUUUUCAAAGCACUACACCAACCAGCGACCCCGUCUCUGGGGGGCCUUAAAUCCGACGUCCCACGGAACUAACUUUGCCGCAAGGUUUCCGGGGCGAUGACGCACAACGCCUGCAAAAUGAACCCGCAAACCCUAUUUCAGCACAAGUUCAUGAAGCCAAGCGCAAGCACGGUGGACGACCCAACUCAAGAGAUGGGUUUGCAAUGUGGGCCGUUUUGAUGUCAGUUUGUUGUUUUCCCCCCGUCCUCGUAAACAGCGGCUGAUUGUCGCAGUCUCAAAAGGGGCGAGUGACUUUCCCUGUUUCCGGAAGAGUCACGACUACUCUUUAAUGCAGGAAUUUUUAAAAAAGAAUUAAAGACGGUUGCCCUCCAAAUGGAGAGAAGUAA